Messenger RNA from Carica papaya (papaya), 1773 nucleotides. NCBI's taxonomy places the organism in Eukaryota, Viridiplantae, Streptophyta, Magnoliopsida, Brassicales, Caricaceae. The record is from RefSeq and is a predicted model, not a curated record.
AUGGCGCGACGGAGUGGAGCAGUGAAGGUAGGCCGUAAGCGUGGGGUUGUCCCGCGCGCUCACGGAGGUGAUUGGGGAAGGAAGGGAAAGUGGAGUAAGGACGGAAUUGGGAUCCGAGCGGCUGGUGUAUCAAGGGAGGUGACGAAGAAAGGACGGGGCCGACCCCGUCGCGGGGCUGUCCCGGGGCUGCGGGACUCACCGGGGAUUCCACAACGACCACCUGGGUGUCCCCAGGUACCACUCCCAGCAUUUUACGGGCCACCCCCGUAUCAAGCAGUGCCCCCUCCCACACAACCGAGGCCCGCGCCUGGCCCAGCGGUAAACCAGACGGGACUGCCUGGGGUACAACAGGAAGACUUCAACCGACUUUGUAGAGUGGUUGAGAGUCUGGCCACGGUGAUCAGAGAUAGAGAACUACGGGCUGAGACAGCCUCGGUCCCACAACCGGGGAUUCACCAGGGUGUGGUGGAUACCAGCAAUAUUGAGAAAUAUCGAAGGUUAAACCCUCCUGCUUUCAAUGGGAGUACUGAUCCAUUGGUGGCGGAAGACUGGAUAAAGGAGACCGAAAAAUUAUUCGAAGUGAUCACAGUGACCACUGAACAGAAGGUGCAACUGGCCACAUUUAUGUUUAGAGGAUCCGCUGAGCGUUGGUGGAAACUAAAAAGAAGAACUCUAGCUCCCCCAGUCACUUGGGAAGUAUUCCUGGAAGCCUUCAAUGCAGAGUAUUUUCCGGAUUUCUUGAGACAACGGAAGGAAAUAGAGUUUGCCGAACUGAGACAAGGAAGAUUGUCAGUGGUAGAAUAUGCUGAGAGGUACAUAGAAUUGGGGCGGUUCGCGCCCGAGGUGAUGAUGAAUGAGACCAAGAAGGCUCGCAGAUUCGAAAAAGGGUUACGGUCUGAACUGUAUCGUCAAGUGGCUGUGUUUGCAUUACCCUCAUAUCAGAUGGUGUUAGAAAAGGCACAGUUGGUGGAAGCACUGUAUAAAGAACAAGUUGAGAACAGUAAAGGGGAGUUCAGUUACAGACGUCCACCACCCCCCUCCGGCCAAAUAGAGAAAAGGCAGAGGAUAGCACCGGAUUUUGCCCCGAGUCAGCAGGUAUCCCGGAGUAAACCAAAUUGCACCCAAUGUGGUAGAAAUCAUGGGGAUCGACCAUGUAUGAGCGGCGGGCGGGGCUGUUAUCGGUGCGGAAACACUCAACAUUUUGUGCGUGAUUGCCCGUUACCGAAGGAGCCGGGUAGACCGUGGGUUCAAGGACGGGUGUUUGCCAUCACAGCGCCAGAGGCGGCCGCCACUUCCGAAAUAAUACAAGGUAUACUUUACAUUUCAGAUAUUCCUGCUAAAGUACUAAUUGACCCUGAUGCCACACAUUCAUUUGUAUCGCAUAUGUUUGCAUCUAGGAUAGAUGUAGAGGGGAGGAAGUUAAAAGUGGAUCUGAUUUUGUUAGACAUUAAGGAUUUUGAUGUAAUACUGGGGAUGGAUUGGCUUGCUGCCCAACGUGCCCAUGUAGACUGUUUCCGUAACGAGGAUAAGAGACUUGCACUCCGAGAGAUACCAGUGGUAAGAGAUUUUCCAGACGUUUUCCCAUACGACCUUCCGGGAUUACCACCCAAUAGAGAGGUCGAAUUCGCCAUCGAACUCCAGCCCGGCACCCAACCAAUCUCCAAGACCCCAUACAGGAUGGCGAGAUCAGAACUAAUGGAGUUAAGUAGACAGUUACAAGAGUUACUGGAUAAGAAAUUUAUAAGGCCGAGCGUAUCACCGUGGGGAGCCCCA